Messenger RNA from Chiloscyllium plagiosum (whitespotted bambooshark), 3641 nucleotides. Its product is annotated as ATPase MORC2. Gene Ontology annotation, cellular component: nucleus. The record is from RefSeq and is a predicted model, not a curated record. NCBI's taxonomy places the organism in Eukaryota, Metazoa, Chordata, Chondrichthyes, Orectolobiformes, Hemiscylliidae. Gene Ontology annotation, molecular function: zinc ion binding.
GGCGUUGGAUGCGGUUGUUGGAAGGAGCUUGAGGGAAAGCGCUGAGGUAACUGGGGCCUGGAAACGAAAGACGGGGCUGGAUCGGACCGGAUCGGAUCGGAUCAGGCCAGGUCAGGCCGCGCGGCCAGGCGGGCGGUUGACUGAAGCACCGAAACCGGGCCCGACGACGAGCUUUGAAGGGUGACGGUUUGGCGAGGAGCGGCCGUGUUUUCAGAAGGAAAAGGAGUGGGAGGAAGACGUUCGUUAAUAAGUGAACGAUAAAUGUGUCUAGGAAAUUUUAUGCACGGGGAGAGAGAGGGGAACGAAAAAGGCCCGAGACUUGUAGCGUGAACCGAGGGGGUGGCCCUGAGAAACCCGGGGCGCUGUGUUCGCGGAGAAGGGAAGGCGCCAUGGCUGGUACCAAUUACAAUUGCCUUAACCGAGCUCAACUGACCUUCGAAUACCUACACACCAACUCAACCACUCAUGAGUUUCUUUUUGGAGCAUUGGCUGAACUAGUAGACAAUGCCAGGGAUGCAGCUGCUACAAGAGUGGAUAUUUAUACUGUGCGAAAUGUAGAUUUGCGAGGAAUGUUCAUGCUGUGUUUUCUGGACGAUGGAGCUGGGAUGGAUUGCAAUGAGGCUGCCAGUGUUAUCCAGUUUGGGAAGUCUGCCAAAAGGACUCCAGAAUCUACACAAAUUGGACAAUAUGGAAAUGGACUCAAGUCUGGCUCAAUGCGAAUUGGCAAAGACUUUAUUCUGUUUACGAAGAAAAAGGAGACUAUGACCUGUGUUUUUCUUUCAAGAACGUUUCACGAAGAGGAGGGGAUUGAUGAGGUGAUAGUACCACUUCCAACAUGGAAUUCUAAAACCAAAGAGCCCAUUACUGAGAACCCUGAGAAAUUUGCCAUCGAAACAGAACUGAUCUACAAGUAUUCACCAUUCAAGUCCGAAUCGCAGGUCAUGGAACAGUUUGAUAAAAUCAAAGAGGAUAAUGGAACUUUGGUGAUAGUUUACAAUCUUAAACUGAUGGAUAAUGGGGAACCAGAACUGGAUGUUACCUCUGAUCCUACAGAUAUUCUGAUGGCAGGACCACAACUUGAAGGAAUAAAACCUGAGCGACGUUCCUUCAGGGCAUACACAGCUGUAUUGUACAUUGAUCCGAGGAUGAGAAUUUUCAUUCAGGGUCACAAGGUCCGAACAAAACGACUCUCCUGCUGCUUGUUUAGACCCAGAAUGUACAAGUAUACAUCAAAUCGGUUUAAGACACGUGCAGAACAGGAAGUCAAAAAAGCCGAGCAUCUGAUGAAAAUAGCUGAGGAGAAAUCACGGGAAGCAGAGAGCAAAGCACGGGCACUGGUAUUGAAGUUGGGAGAUGACUUGAGCAGGGAAUCGAGGGUUCAUCUGCGACAGGUGCAGGAUGCUGCGUUCAACCUAAGCCGAGAAGCUGAUGUGAAAAAACGAAUACAUGAGGCGAAACUCAGAGCUUUGAAAGAGCCAAAGGAGAUGUGCUUUAUUUUUGGUGUGAACAUUGAACAUCGUGACCUGGAUGGAAUGUUCAUUUAUAACUGCAGUCGUCUCAUAAAGAUGUACGAGAAAGUCGGACCGCAGCUGGAAGGAGGAGUUUCAUGUGGUGGAGUGGUGGGUGUGGUAGAUGUCCCCUACCUCGUUCUGGAGCCAACUCACAACAAACAGGACUUUGCAGAUGCCAAGGAGUAUCGGCAUCUUCUGAGAGCCAUGGGCGAGCACUUAGUGCAGUAUUGGAAAGACAUCGGCAUCGCACAGAAGGGAAUAUUGAAAUUCUGGGAUGAAUUUGGCUAUCUGUCAGCCAGUUGGAAUCAGCCGCCUUCUGAUGAGACAUUGUACAAGAGGCGACGUGCUAUGGAAAUCCCAACCACCAUUCAAUGUGAUCAAUGUUUAAAAUGGAGGACUCUUCCCUACAGAGUGGAUGAUGUUGGUAAGGAAUAUCCAGACAGUUGGACGUGCUCCAUGAGUCCGGACCAUGUACAGAAUCGGUGUGAUGCUCCAGAACAGAAACAAAAUGUUCCAAUAGGGACACUUCGAAAAGAGGUGAAAUCGCAUGAGGAGAAAAUACAGGCACAACAAAAGAAGUUGGAAGCAUUGAAGAAAAAUAUGCCUAUCCGUUCACAGGCAGAUUUAAAAAAAUUGCCACUGGAAGUCAGCAGCAAACCCUUGCUGGAGGGACAGUCAUCUGCAAGUAGUCAGCGACCACGAUCACCACCUCUAGCUGAUAUAAUCAAAAAUGCUCCAAGUCACCCACCUCCAACAAAGUCCCAGACUUUACUGCGAAAGGGAUCUGCAGCUAGAUCUGUGGGCAAAGUCGUGACCCCACACACCAGCUUUAAUAGUAAGAAAGCAGCAAUCAACACAGGGCGACCCCAGCAACGGCCAACAAUCUCUGCAAAACAAAAACCUUCCAAAGUUGGAUCUCAGCCUUCUACUUCCACGAGGAAUUCUCCUUCUAUCUCUGCAAGCGUGAAGAGUCAACAAUCGAAAGGAGCAAAAACCUUGGGACUCAGGAAAGACACUCUGAGUAGGGGAACACAGUCUGCAGGGACACGAAAGAGGAAUACAGCAAUAGAAAGCAGUGAGGAAGAGGAAAUGGAAGACGAGGAGGAAGAGGAGCAGGAAGAAAGGAAAGUGAAGAUAUCUGCAAAGGUUUCAGACUCGAAGCGCCUUAAAAAGGACAUAGCCGAUGUUGUGGAGAUUUCAGAUAGUGGAGGAGAGCUUGAGGAGGUGGAUGAGCCCAGCACUUCAAAAGAUAGAGGGCUUCUUGUAGAAGUUAAGGUUAAUAAGGAAUGGCAUACAGGCCGAGUCACUGAUGUUGCAACAAGUAAGCAGUCAGUGCGAUGGAAGGUCAAGUUUGAUUACGUUCCAACUGCAACUACUCCAAGAGACAGAUGGGUUGAAAAGGGAUGUAUGGAUGUACGGCUGAUGAAACCACCAUCUCCAGAAUACCAGACGCCUGACACACUUGGCGUGGAGGAGGACAUCUCUGUGGAAACAGGAUCAACUUCGGACAGUACAAGGAUGGAGCCAGACACUACACAACCAACAACCAGCAAAGAGACUGUGGAAGCGCUGGUGGUGAGCUUCAGAAAUGCAUUGCGAUAUUUUCUACCACCAAAUUACAGGAUAACAAAGGAGGAGUUAAGUUCAAUGACACCAGAAGAGUUGGCUUCAUUCCCACUGAAGGAUUAUUUUGAACAGUACGAGGAGGGCCUGAAGAACCUCUGCACUGCGUAUCAGACAAGGGCUGAAGAGCGUGUCCGAGCAACUGAGAAAAAGCUGCAGCAAAAUGAUGCAGAGCUGACAGAUGCACAGGAAAAGCUCUGUAAAUUGCGAAAUAACAUUGUAGAGUUGUUGCGGAAAGUACAAGAGGAUAUUGAAAUUAACACAGAUGAUGAACUUGAUGCGUAUAUUGAAGAACUAAUCACAAAGGUGGACUGAUGUGGAUGCUACCAUGCCUGCCACAAAGUGGGUCAGAAAGUCUGUUGGCACACUGCUGCAAAGUGGACUUUAAAAAAAGUUAGCAGUGUUUUAGAAAAGAGUUACUUCAUUUUGAGGUUUUAGCUUUAAAGUUUUACACCUUGUUCAUUGGGCUUGGAAUUUUGUAUUAUAUUUAUUAAAAAUACAACUGUA